Molecule: messenger RNA, 1558 nt
Organism: Centruroides sculpturatus (bark scorpion)
Lineage: Eukaryota; Metazoa; Arthropoda; Arachnida; Scorpiones; Buthidae
Exons: 3
Coding region: 334-1008 (224 amino acids)
Source: RefSeq, a predicted model, not a curated record
AAAAAGUGAAAUUAUUUUAUAUUUUAUUGAUUUUAAUUUAGAAUUACUUUGAUAACAUAUUUGUACAAGAAAUGUGUUUUGUUUUUAUUUUUUAGCUGUGGAACCAUUCAAAAAACAUUAUAUUUCUGAAGCAGUUCUACGUCGCUUAAUGGGACAAAAAAUAUUUUUUACUAUUAAAGACGUGCUAAAGUUACUGUUGGGCAAGAGAAUCUUACAUUUGAUGUUGGACCCUUUUCAUAUUUUGGUAUUCCAGCACUUUUGACUGGUGUUAAUCCAGUUGAACCAAAUCUACAAUCCCAAGGAUCUACUCCAAGUAUACUUCAUAGUCCAGAUAUGCCAAAUUCAAAAUUCUUUUUUAAUCCAGAUUAUACAGUGACAGCAAUGUCAGAUAUGCUAUGCAUGAAAAUUCCUCGAUCAGUAUAUUUGGCAGCAAUUCGUGCAACACUUAUGGAAAGACAAAAACGUUUUGAUCCAACUCUUGAAGAUCCAUUUCAGAAUGCGUGGGAAAAUGAUUUAAAUAUUUCUCAACCACAAGUCUCUAAUAAUUCAGAUCAGUGUAAUUCAGUUUAUACUUCAUCAAAUCUUCCAGUGAAGUCUGCAAAAUUAACUGUUGGCCCAAAUUUAAACAUUCCAGAGCCAAUAUUUAAUUCUAGACUUUGUAAUUCAACUCAAGAUAAUCCAUCUAGACGUGCCAGUGUUGAAGUAGCAACUUUAUCUCAUACGCCAAAUUUUACAUCAUCAAGUAAUAGUUUAACAAAACGGGUAUGCAAUACACACAGAGUGAACAGUACUGGAAAUUUGGAAGCAGCAAGUGAAGCAUCAGUAAUUAAUGUAGUACAAGAACCAAAUGAAUCAAGUGCUUCAAAAAAUUUAGAAAUGCACACAUUACCUAUCAUUUCUAAAAGCAGUCCCACUUCAGAAAGUGAAAGAAAUGGCAAUAGUCAUUUAAUUAAAUCUCCUACAGAUUAUUCUACGGAACAGACCUCACUUCUUUUUUCUGAAUUAUAAAUUUUGGUAACUUUAUUUAAGAAAUGAUCUUUUCACAAUAUAAUCAAAAUCCUCAAAUUUUAAUUUUGAGGAAUUUUUUUUGGCCAGUAAUAAAUGGGCAGAAAACAUUCAGUUUUAAAACUGAAUACAUAAAAGAGUACCUGCAAUUUUUUUGUGUAUGUGUGUGUGUGUGUAUAUAUAUGUAUAUAUAUACACAUUCAUAUAUAUUGUUAUUUUGUAGAGACAUUUUCAAUUGCAUAUAUGUGUAUAUACAGGAUUUUUUUAAUGUUCCUACCUUAUAACUUAUAAACAAACAAGCACAUAAAAAAUAUAUUAAAAUACUACUAAAAAUGAAGAUAAGCCAGCUAAUAUGCAUUGUUACAAAUAUCUUUGAUCUUCAUGUUAUAUAAAAAUUUAUUUUUUAAAGAAUUAAUCAUGAAUUGAUAAAUUUCAUUAAGAAAAAAUUCCAACAUUUCUUGCAACUCCUUAAUAGUAAAGAACAUAAUAAUUAGCUUUUUAGAAGUCAAGUUUUUUUUAUUUAUUUACAUAUUUUUAGGAAUCUUGUUUUCAC